AUGGCCACCAAGAUUGACUCUGCUCCCACUCAGCACAUGACCCGCGGCUGUGUGCGUUUUACACCCGGCCCUUCAUAUGGGGAUGCUACUUCAGCUCUGAAGAAGAUCCCGCGAUACCUUUUCAGAGUCCAUGCACCAAGCACCUCAGGUGAAACAUCACUAAAAUCUGUCGUGUCAAGAGCUGCUCUCUGUGGUCACGCUGGAUCCGACUGCGACAUAUUCUCGAUGCCUCCGGACGAAGCAGCCGAGAUGCUCAACUGUCACCUUCGCGGUUGGGCUCGGGAUGGUGACAACCUCAUGUCUUGGACGAGCUCAUUACUUUUCGCCCUUCAAUACGCACUGUAUCGCAGCAUCAUGCCCAAAAACGGGCGUCCCGACGACCCGUCCGAUAUCUGGAUCUAUAUCUUGGACACAAGACUUUUGCCUGGAGGUUCUUUUAUUCCCGACGUUGCACUCCUUGACGAAUUCACUGGGAAAGACGCAGCACGCACGCUCUUUCCCGAGCUCGGGCUGCCGAACAAGAAUCUCGAACUGGCAAAAAAGGUCUGCAGGCUUUGCGUCCAAUGCUUCGCUUCACCCACGCCGGCGACGAAGGCCGACUUCCGCUUUGCCAGCUCCAUUGCGCAGGGAUGUUUCGGAGCGGAAGACGAAUGGGCACUUCCAAUGACAGCCGCAUUACUCUCUCUGCGGAAGCGACCGAUAAAUGAUGUUGUAAUCAUUGGCGGGUUCAAGGCCCUAUUCUCGGAUCAAGAGAUUUGCGAACAUAACCUCGAUACCUUCAAGACCUUCCCCCUUGAUACACACCCGGAAAUCCACCAAUUCUCCAACAUUAUCCAAGAUCUUCACAGCGACUACUGCACCAGAGGUCUUGAUUCUGUUAUCGCUACUGCCGCCAAGCUGUCGCAUGUACCUUCACAGUACCAGCUCUACGUCAACCCAAACCUGAGUUGUUCUUCGUAA
Colletotrichum costaricense is the source of this 960-nucleotide messenger RNA. RefSeq lists its product as uncharacterized. The transcript is spliced from 4 exons. Bases 1 to 960 code for a protein of 319 amino acids. The record is from RefSeq and is a predicted model, not a curated record. Lineage: Eukaryota; Fungi; Ascomycota; Sordariomycetes; Glomerellales; Glomerellaceae.